Aplosporella prunicola CBS 121167 is the source of this 1209-nucleotide messenger RNA. Its product is annotated as iron reductase domain protein. The annotation marks the transcript as partial. The record is from RefSeq and is a predicted model, not a curated record. NCBI's taxonomy places the organism in Eukaryota, Fungi, Ascomycota, Dothideomycetes, Botryosphaeriales, Aplosporellaceae. The transcript has a single exon.
GCCCUCAUCGUCGUCCUCGCCCAAGCCGAGCCCGUCCAGUUCUGCAAACAUGCCGACCCCGCCACUGACGUCAACUUCUGCGUUGCCAUGACGACGCACCGCAACGCCUCAACCCGCGCUCACGACCUCUACCUCACCUUCACCACGACGCGCCACAACGCCUCGGCCCGCGGCUGGACUGCCGUCGGCCCCGGCACCACCAUGGCCGACGCCCUCAUGUUUAUCGUUUACGGCGACCCGCUGGGCGACGCCGCGCCCAUCGUAAGCGUUCGUACGAGCCCCGAGGGCCAUCAUCAGCCCGAGCUGGUGCGACCACCUUCCCCGUCAUCCGCCGCCGACCUGCGCGUCGUGCGCGCCGACUGGCUGCCCGCCACGACCGGCUUCACGCCCGACAUGCCCGUCUACGACGCCGCCGUCGCCCUUGUCUGCUACGCGUGCGGCGCGUGGCCCGGCAUUGCCCUCGACGCGACGGCCGCCUCGCAGCCGUGGAUCUGGGCCUGGAACCCGGUGCAGCAUUUCGCCGUCUACACCUACGACGCGCACCUGCGCAUGCACGCCCACCACCAUGGCAACGGCGGCUGGGGCCGCUUCUACCUCGACGCCGCGCGCUCGCUCAGCCGCGCCCCGGGCCUGCCGUCGCUCCCGGUCGUGCGCGCGGGCGUCGACGCUGUCGGUGCCGCCGAGGCGCCCCUCGUGCUUCUUUCGUCCGAUUCGCUGCUUGCGGCGGCAACGAGCCCGCGCUUGCACGCCCACGCCCUGUUCAUGGGCGUUGCCUUCUGCCUCCUCUUCCCCCUCGGCACCGUCUUGAUCCGCUCGGGCGCCGCGGCGGCGUUCACGCGGCACUGGAUGGCGCAGGCGGCGGGCAGCGUGCUGGUGGCCCUCGGCCUCGUAGCGGGCCUUCUCCUGCGGCCCCGCGUCGACACGCUGCACCAGAGCGUGGGUAUAGCCGUGGUCGGCGUGCUGGCGGCCCAGGCCCUGCUGGGCUGGCUGCACCAUGUGCGCUUCGUGGCCCUGGGGCGACGGACGUGGGUGUCGGACGCGCACGUGUGGGUCGGGCGGGCCGUCGUGCCCGUGGCAUGUGCGAACCUGGUGCUCGGGCUGGCGCUGGCGGGGUGGCCGCGCGGGCAUAUCGUCGCGGCGGGGGUGCUGGUUGGGCUGCUGCUCUCGGGGCUGGGCGCGCUGGUGUGGUGGCUGAAGCGGAGGCAGCGU